This is a messenger RNA of Aspergillus udagawae, 2250 nucleotides long. Its product is annotated as CCR4-Not complex 3'-5'-exoribonuclease subunit Ccr4. Gene Ontology annotation, molecular function: protein binding; poly(A)-specific ribonuclease activity. The record is from RefSeq and is a predicted model, not a curated record. Bases 1 to 2250 code for a protein of 749 amino acids. The transcript is spliced from 2 exons. Gene Ontology annotation, cellular component: nucleus; cytoplasm; CCR4-NOT complex. Gene Ontology annotation, biological process: nuclear-transcribed mRNA poly(A) tail shortening. Lineage: Eukaryota; Fungi; Ascomycota; Eurotiomycetes; Eurotiales; Aspergillaceae.
AUGGCAGAUGGUACCUACAGGUUCCAGCAGCCUGGGGCCGGGCAGUUCUUCUUUCAAACGCAAGCACAACAGCACUCUCACCAACGACACAUCGCACGGAACGGGACGAAUUCACCCACUGGAAGACUGAAGUUCAACCACGAUACUCCCUCACCUUCCCGAUCUCCUCCUCUCAGUCAGGCCGCGGCUCUCAAUCCAUUCAACAUGUACAGCCAAACUCAUCAAGGGCAGCAUGUCAUGAUGAAUGGCGGCCAAGCCCAUCAACGGUUUGGCAUGCAGAUCCCCAAGUUUCAGUCGCAGAGUCAUCACCCGCACCAUACGCAGCAACAUCAUCACACGCAUCACAAUCAAGCUUCACACAACAUCAACCACCAACACAACUUCUCGAGCGGGGCAUUGGCUUCCGCGACUCCCCACUUUACCCCGAGCCACAUACAAAAUGGGGCUCACACUAAUGUUGACGAAGAUAUUGACGAAUCGAUGAAUGAGCACUGGCAGCAACAACUUCAGUUGGCCGCGGAAUCACGGCAGGCCAGCUCUCCCCACUAUCAUGCCCGGUCUGUCGCGCAACAAGCUAAGGGCAUCCAGAUUGCCCCUAGCCAACCGGAGACACAAGAACAAGUCCCCGACGGGCAGAACGGGGUGGUCAAGGCCAAGACAUCUUCACGGCAGGGUUGGCACGCCUUGGAUUUCGGCGGACAGGGACUGCGCGCGCUGUCCACGUCUCUAUUCAACUAUGUUUUCCUGGAGAAAUUGUAUUUGAAUCAUAACAAGCUGAAAGCCCUCCCACCGACCAUCGGGCAACUUCGAAAAUUAAAUCACCUGGACCUGUCAGGCAACGACCUCACCGAGCUUCCAGAGGAGAUCGGCAUGCUCACGAAUCUGAAGAAGCUCUACCUGUUCGACAACAAUAUCCGCACACUUCCUUACGAGAUGGGCUACCUUUACAGGCUGGAAACACUCGGUGUUGAGGGCAACCCUCUGAAUGAUGUCUUGAAGUCCCACAUCAUGAAAGAGGGUACCAAAGCUUUGAUCAAAUAUCUCAAGGAAGAGAUGCCAGUUCACCUCCCACCCCCGGACCGGGACUGGAUUGUCCUCGACGAAACCGCCAGCUCCUCGAACCAUCGUACUGACAAAGUUACUGUCUUGUCAUACAACACACUCUGUGAUUCCUCCGCGACUCAGUCACACUACGGCUACGCUCCAGCUCGCGUUCUAUCCUGGGAGUUUAGAAGGGAGCUCAUCUUGAACGAGCUCAGGUCUCACGAUUCGGAUAUCAUUUGUCUUCAGGAAAUCGACCAAGGAAGCUAUAAUGAAUAUUUCCGAGAACAGCUGGCUUACAAUGAUUACAAGGGUGUUUACUGGCCACGAGGAAGGGCUAUGGGGAUGCAGGAGGAGGACGCCAAAUGUGUGGAUGGAUGUGCCACCUUCUUUAAGGGCAGCAAGUUCAUCCUUCUCGACAAACAGCUGAUCAAUUUUGGCCAGACAGCCGUGAGGCGCCCAGAUGCAAAAGGUCAAGACGACAUCUAUAACCGACUAUGGCAGAAGGAUCAUAUUGCAGUUGUCGUAUUUCUUGAAAACAGGCAAACCGGCUCGCGUUUCAUUGUCGUGAAUGCCCACCUCUACUGGGACCCAGCGUUCAAGGAUGUGAAACUGAUACAGACGGCUAUUCUGAUGGAAGAACUCACCAAGCUGUCGGAUACGUAUGCCAAAUGGCCCGCGUGCACCGACAAGGCGGCUUUCCGAUUCUCCAAAGAGGAGGGACAGUCAGAAACGCCACCCCUGGAGGAACCGGCGCCAUCUGUGCAGUAUGCCAGUGGCGAACAGAUCCCUCUCCUGAUGUGUGGAGAUUUGAACUCGUCUCCGGGGUCCGCAGCAUACAAUCUGAUUGCGCAUGGUCGGCUGGAUGAGGAGCACCCGGAUUUGGAGAAGCGUCUUUACGGCAAUCUCAGCAAAGUCGGUAUGACACAUCCCUUCAAGCUGAAGUCCGCAUAUGGAGCUAUUGGCGAACUUCCCUUCACGAACUACACGCCAGACUUCAAAGAUAUCCUUGACUAUAUCUGGUAUUCUUCAAACUCGCUUCAUGUUUCGGCGUUACUCGGAGAGGUGGACAAGGACUAUCUACAGAGGGUGCCCGGAUUCCCCAAUUAUCAUUUUCCAAGUGAUCAUAUCGCAUUGCUGGCGGAGUUUACAGUUAAAGGGAAAAAGGGUAAGGUUGUGGAGGCGGACUUUGGGCCGCAACGGAAUUGA